AUGGUCCUUCCCUGGAAAUUUCUUUUGACCACUUCUGCCGUCAUCUCCACUGCAUUUGGUGCCACAGGUUUCGCCAGCGAUUGUAAUCCAAUAGAAUCGACAAAUUGUGGUUCCGAUGUUGCUUUAGGUACCAGUGCCAAAUUGGAUUUCAAGAGCGAGUCCCCACUUUUCAGCGUCAAAGGAGGAUCCUCCAGAAUCAAUUACACCUCAGAAGGAUUGAAAGAAUGGUUUGAAGAUCACGGCGACUCUCCAUCCAUCGGCUCUAAUUUCUAUAUCAUGUACGGUAAAGUGGAAAUCAGUUGUAAGAUCGCCCCAGGUCAAGGGAUGAUCACCGAUUUCUUUUUACAAUCAGAUGAUUUGGAUGAAAUCGAUUUCGAAUGGCUUGGUGCCGAAGAAACCCAAAUUCAAACCAAUUAUUUCGGUAAAGGGAAUCUUACUUAUACCGGGGCAAGUAGAAGUACUAUCUACGAAACCAAAAAAAACUUGACUUCCGAAUAUCACACUUAUACCAUCGAAUGGACUGAAACUAAACUUACUUGGUCUUUUGAUGGUAAGGUCAUUGCUACUGUGGUUGCUGCUGACGUUUCUAAUGACGGAGCUCAUGACUACCCUGCUUCUCCAAUGAAGGUUUUCCUUGGGUUAUGGGCCGGUGGUGACUCUACUAGUUCUGGUACUGUUAGCUGGGCCGGUGGUUCUACUGUCAUGUCUGGGGUUCCAUACAUUUAUAAUGUCGAAUAUCUUUCCGUGGUCGAUUAUUCAACUGGUAGUAGUUACAGUUAUUCUACUGAUAAAAAGGCCACCAUUAGCUCUAACGGAGGUAAAAUCAACGGCAAUAAGGAUGGUUCAUUGCCUUCUGAAUAUACCACACCUGCUCUUAACGGUGCUACUUCUACUUCAUCUACCAAAACCUCCAGUACAUCUACCAAGACUUCUAGUACCACCUCCAAUACUUCUACCAAAUCUACUGGCUCUACUUCCAGUACUUCCACCAAGACUUCUAGUACCACCUCUAAUACUUCUACCAAAUCUACUAGCUCUACUUCCAGUACUUCUACUAAAGCUUCUAGUACUAAUUCCAGUACUUCCACUAAGGCUUCUAGUACAACUUCCAGCAGCUCAAAUAAGUCUUCUAGUACUGCUUCCAGCAGCUCAAAUAAGUCUUCUAGCACUGCUUCCAACAAGUCUUCUAGCACUAGUACUUCCAAAUCAGAAUCAAGCACUACUAAGUCUUCAAGCUCCUCUUCAUCAACCACCACCAAGGCCGCUUCAACUUCUACUGAUUUCGUGCAUUGGAAUAGUACCACUGUCAUCACCACCACUCAUUGUUCAAACAACGUUUGUUCUAAAGUCACUACCACCGCACCAGUGUUACAUACCCUGACCGAUAUCGUGAGAGUUAACGAGACCGUCAUCGCUACUACCACUCAUUGCUCUAACAACGUGUGUUCUAAAGUCACCACCACUUCACCAGUUGCGUCUACCCUGACUGACAUCGUGAGAGUCAACGAGACCGUUGUUGUUACUACCACCCAUUGUUCAAAUAAUGCUUGUUCCAAAGUAUUAUCUACUUCAAUCGGUACCUCUACUAGUACUUCCACUAAAGCUGUGACCACUGAAUCUACUGAUGUUAAAAGUUCUACCGUCGUGGUCCAUGUUAGUGGUAGUACUAAAAUCACUUCAACUAAAUCUUAUGCUGCUGCCACAGUUACCGUUUCUGGAUCUUCUGCAACCCUUGAUGCCACCGAUAAGACCUCCUCAUUAUCCAGCACAACCUCUUCUACAGAGGCCACGACAACUAAAGCUUCCACUGAAGCCACGACAACUAAAGCUUCCACUGAAGCCACGACAACUAAAGCUUCCACCGAAGCCACGACAAGUAAAACUUCCACAACUACUGCUAAAACCACCGGUAAGACAAUCUCUGGCUCUCCAACAGUUGUCCAUGGCAAGACUUCUGCAGUUUCUUAUGUUGUUAGCUCCUCCGAUGAUACCAGCACCACCAUUUCCACUCUCUACUACUCUUUUACUCAUUCGGAUUACGUUACAGUUCAUCUUAGUUCCACAAAGACCUCUUCCACCAAAGAAAAAAGUGCGACACUUGAUGCUGCUCAUUCCACAUCUUCAAUUCAUUCAGUAUACACUUCAUCUACUACUACUGCCAAUUCAACAAUAAUAUCUAUUAACAGUGCUCGGACAUUGUACAUCAGAGAGACUAAUGUCUUGAUGCUUGGAGUCGUUGGUUUAGUGUUCGUUUUGUCAGUUAUUAUUAUUUAG
Saccharomycopsis crataegensis is the source of this 2274-nucleotide messenger RNA. RefSeq lists its product as uncharacterized. Gene Ontology annotation, biological process: carbohydrate metabolic process; fungal-type cell wall organization. The record is from RefSeq and is a predicted model, not a curated record. The coding region runs from base 1 to 2274 and encodes 757 amino acids. Gene Ontology annotation, cellular component: fungal-type cell wall. Lineage: Eukaryota; Fungi; Ascomycota; Saccharomycetes; Ascoideales; Saccharomycopsidaceae. The transcript has a single exon. Gene Ontology annotation, molecular function: glycosyltransferase activity; hydrolase activity, hydrolyzing O-glycosyl compounds.